AUGAGUAGAUCCCUGAGUUUACGGUUAUCAAGAAGACAAAAGAAUAAUGUGUACAGCUACACAGUGGACACAACGGGGCUUCCCGUUAAAGUGAAGAAAGGGAAGACAAAAAAGAAACUGGAGCCCAGAAAAGCUUACAGUUUAGAGGAGGCCCAACUGGAGAUCCAGCAGCAGUCCAGAAACUUGAGCAGGCAGGUCCCGCUCAGAUCUCAAACGUUUGAUGCUGACCGGACGCUCGAAAGGACGGACAGCAUCAGCUCACGAAGUAGUUUUAUAAAGCACAAUAAAACAUUCCAUAAACUGUUCCCAGAUCUACCUGAAAGUGAGGACCUAUUACACGCCUACAUCUGUGCUCUGCAGAGGGAGGUGCCAUACCACGGCAGACUGUAUAUUACAGAGCAGAACAUCUGUUUCUACUCAUCUGUGCUGCUCAAGGAUACUAAGGUGGUGAUUCCUGUCUCCAGCGUACACUUGCUGAAGAAGCAAAACACAGCCUUGCUGGUGCCAAACGCUCUGUCCAUCCGUACCACAGGAGGAGAAAAGUAUUUAUUCGUGUCCCUUCGGAACAGGGAAGGCUGCUACAGACUUCUGCAAAGUGUUUGUUUCCAACUUGAGGAUGGAAGUGCAAACAGCAGUCCCCUGUUCUCCUCAGCUGAAAAUAGCUUUGAUCAAAACAAACUCGCUAACUCGAGUCAGUCCAGUCUGGAGGACUGCUAUGAUCAGUUGGACGGCGAAGAUUCCAGCCUCCUACAGAGCUCUCCCUCUACUCGCCUCACCAGAGAUGCACUCGCAAACGGCAACCACCCCACACUGAGGAGAUCUCACAGAGAAGUGGAUGAAAGCUCUGUGGAGGACUACUCAGGUGCUUCAUGGAUGUGGAGUAUGACAGGCAGGGCCCGCUCCCUCCUCAUCCAGAGAGAAACCAGCAACCUCAACACUCUCCUUCUAAUCUACCUGAUUCUGGUUGUUCUACUUUUACUCUCUUCUGGUUAUAUUGGUCUGCGUAUUGUGGCUCUUGAAGAACAACUGACUUCUCUUGGAGCAUUACCUGAAUUCACACUACAGAGUGGGUAUAAGGACACAUAACCACUUCCGAAGAAAGAGUUGAAAAGACUGAUCAUCCUGAGGAACUGACACAUCGCUUACUGAAAAUCCACUAACAGAAAAAGACUCUCAGACUCUCUGGACCCUGCAUGCAGAGGAUGUUCCUGUCCUCAUAGACUGUCAUAGAGUGGUUUUGUUUGCUUGCUUGCUCGUUUGUUUUAUAAAACAAAACAUGGUUCAUUUUAUAUCCCAGGACUCUCAUAGACUUUCUCGCCUGUCGAGUUUUUCAGAUUUGUUGAGAAGACCAAAGGGCUAGCUUUCAGUGAGCGUGUUUGGUUUCUGCGAGCGCAGACAUGUCUCGACUCCAGAUCACGGAAUGCCAAUGAACUCCCCCUGCAAGGGUUCAACUUACGUGCCAGCUUCCCUCCAUAUGUGUCCAAAAACAACCGGUUUGGUGCAUAGGGGCAAAAAAAAAACAAAAAAACUGUUAAGGUGUAGUGAUGGAGUCAAACAGCUCUUUCAACAAAAUCAAUACAUUUCAGCCAUAUUCUGUGUUUAAACAGUUCUUUUGAUUAUGCUCCUUGGAUUUGUGUCUAUGCAGACAGCCCAGACGGUAUGUCUCACUACGCACGCUGCUUUGUAGUGUUUAAGCUUCUUGUUCCAUCAAAGCCUUUGUACCAUAGAGCUGCCUUGUGUAAUAACGAGGUAUGUCUAAUUUUAUUCGUCUUCACGGACAGAUUUUUUUGUCUCCCUCUGGGCACAUCAUGGCUAAAGCUUUAGGCCAAGCAAAUGUCUGCUGGCAGUAAACUGAUUUGAGCUCCUUUCUUAAAGAUAGUUUUCUUGUCUCAGUUAGUCUAGCUGAUGCAGCAUUCACUCCUUGCUUUGGCAUUAUCAAAAAAAGAAACAUUCAUGAACCAAUGCUCGGUGGUCAACCUCAAGUAUUACUGGAUGUAUGCAUAGUCAAUGCA
Molecule: messenger RNA, 2012 nt
Organism: Chanos chanos (milkfish)
Lineage: Eukaryota; Metazoa; Chordata; Actinopteri; Gonorynchiformes; Chanidae
Product: GRAM domain-containing protein 2B
Exons: 13
Coding region: 1-1086 (361 amino acids)
Source: RefSeq, a predicted model, not a curated record